Molecule: messenger RNA, 2068 nt
Organism: Phycodurus eques (leafy seadragon)
Lineage: Eukaryota; Metazoa; Chordata; Actinopteri; Syngnathiformes; Syngnathidae
Exons: 5
Coding region: 526-1002 (158 amino acids)
Molecular function (GO): serine-type endopeptidase inhibitor activity
Source: RefSeq, a predicted model, not a curated record
CGCUCUAACCAAAAACAUAUCCCUUGCAUGGAGAUGCAUGCCUCAAAAUAAACAUAGUAGUUAAUCAAUAUGCAUUUGUCCUGAGAAUGAGCCCGAAUCAAUCAUUUCAGCCAUAAUUAUUUAUUGCCACGCACACGGUGAUAGAGUGGUUAAUAAUGUACAUCCAUGAAGCUUGCAAAGCCAUUGUAUGUCAUGGUCACUAUGGUGGAUGCCCCUGGUGUCUGUUUCACGUGUCAGAACGGGGGAAUGACUUUUGUGGUGACUUUGGGUUUGUUGGUUCACUUUAUUAGCUUCUGUCCUUGUCUUUGCUAACAUUGUGCCCACUUGGGCACUCUUACCUCUUCCACAUGUGGAGGCGCUUACUCUCUGCCUCUCUCCCUUCUGUCUGCCCUCCUGCGGUGGCUCCUUUCCUCCUCCGUGUCCUGUGUAGCUCUCUCAGCGUCAGGCCCUGUCACUCGCUCCCAGCCCGUGGUACCACAGCAACUCGCGGCCCUGAAGGCUGAGGGCCGCGAGCUGCGCGUGGUGAUGAACACCAACGACCCCGAUUACGAGCACAUCUACUCCAUCGAGAACUACGACGACCCCUUAGAUGAGCUGCUGUAUUUCCCUCCUGCUGACAAUCACACUGACGGGGAGGCUGACCGACAGGAGUCAGAGAAAAUGGUUAAAGUUGAGGCAAAAAAAACACCCAAUGUAGUGAGAGCUGGUGGAGCGAGAGGUGGCAAAGUUCCAGCUCUGAAACCACCCAAGCCCAGAACAGUCAGGUCUCUGAAAAAAGCCCAAGCCGAAGCUCCAGCAGAAGCAUGCCUCCUGCCAAUGGAGGAGGGCAGCUGCGUGCGUUUCACUUUGCGUUGGUACUUUAACAGCCACGUCCAGGCAUGCAGGCCUUUCAUUUACAGCGGCUGCGGAGGAAACGACAACCGCUUCCUCUACUUGGAGGAGUGUGAGGAGGUGUGCCUUGGCAAGGUUCAAGGGUCUCCCUUGCUGCAAACAGCCCGGUGAUGGUGACCGAGUCCUUCUCUGCACAGGAACGUCGGGCUCUCUAUAGCUUUUAAAUCAUUCUCUUGUUACAUAUCAACGGUAAAUAUUUGUUUUUCUUUAUUUAUUAUUAUUUUCCCACUGAACCACACUUGAUACUUUAGCAUUAUCCUUCUAAAUGCAUGCACAAAACAUCCCAACAUGGUGCUUAUUAAUUUAAAAGGCAACUGUGUUUAUUAACAAAGUAUUCAUACUGAAGAUAAGCUUAGCAUUGUUUGUAGAACUUUUUCUCGCUGUUUAGCAGUUCAUGUAGGGCAGUGACUCCCAGCCACUGUGCUGCGGCACAUUAAUAUUCCUGUGGGAAAUUAUAAAAUUUCACUUAAAUGGCCCAGAAAUUCCUCUAUUCAUCUAUCAUCCACCGUAUAGUGACAGGCUGAACAAUUACAUGCUUGUCUACUAGAUAACAAAAGGUGUGUCCACUUUUUGCCUUUCGUACAAGAGAAUAAUAGCUUUUUUGUUGAACUAAACAGGCCACAUUUCACACUAAGUACAUUUGUGAGUAAAAAGAGAUGGGAUUCUCAUUAUUUCGGCAUAUGUUCUUUCUAUGACAUGUUUUGUUUGGUAGUGUGCCAUGAGAAUUUUCAAAUGUAAACUAUGUGCCUUGACUCAAUGGUUGGGAAACACUGCUGAUGUAAAGUAAUAACAACAAGGAAUUUGUAUCUUAAAUUAUAAUACAAUAUUCCCUCAGGAAGUAACAGUAUUGUGACUAUUUAAUCCUUUUAGAACUUCUGAACUCCAUGAAAUGGUUUAUUGUGGGGAAAAAAUAUUGUGACCAAAGGGUCUCAGCUUGAAUAUCCCGAACUAAAAUACCGCUCAAUAGUCCAUUACUAUAUAAUCAUGUCUUCACAACCAAUGGUUACACUUGAAGAUGAAGGCAUUUUAUUUUGUAUGUUUUUGUCAUUUGGGGAAAGUGUGUUUCUAUGCGUGGAUGCAUGUUUACUCACCAGAAAUGAAUUAUACAGAAAGUAAAAGUAUGUGGUUUUCCAUUUCGAAUAAACUGAGUGUAAACAGUUUCCUGGUGUGUGUGAAC